GGUCGCGUUGCAUGUUUAGUUUGUUAAUUCUCGGUUCUGAUAAUGAGAUCUUCAUGUGUAUUAGUUCAUGGUCUUUUGCACUUGAGCAUAUUCUCGUUACGUUUUGGGUCUCAUGAUGUAGAUUCUUGAGAAUGACGAACAGCUUUGAUCAAUUUAAUAUAGAAAUCUCUGUUUGAUGUUUGUUGUAUAAGUUCCUCUGUUUCGCUUAUAAGGACAAAAGUAAGAAAGAAAACUUGUCCAAAUGAGAUACUCCAAAGAACUAAAGAAGAUAAGAAAUCCAAAGAUAAGACUCAAUUAUAAAAAGUGAAACCCAUCUUGGGGAUGAGUCUGGUCUGGUCGUGAAGUUGACAUUUCUCUCUUCCUAUUUCUUUUCUCAAUUCGUUUCUGUCAUCAUCCAUCCCCAAACUCAAAAAAAAAAAAGCAUGGAACUUCAAGUUCGACUUCGUCAACUCAUCAUCUUCUUCUUUCUCUUAUUGACCGUUCUUGAACAUGCUUCUUGUUCUCGGAUUUUGAGAAUCGCCAAGCCUGAUAGGCACGAUAUAGCCGCAAGCGCUCGUUGGCUCGUCUCUCAGAACAUUUGGGGUGUUCUCAGCACAUUGUCCAUUGAGCAUGAUGGAGCACCUUUCGGGAAUGUUGUGUCAUAUAGUGAUGGUCUGCCGGGGAAAGGCAAGGGUAUACCAUACUUUUACUUGACAAUGCUUGAUCCAACCACAAGAAACGCAUUAAAAGACUCGAGGGCUUCAUUCGCAAUCAGUGAAUCUCCCAUUGGAACUUGCAAAAGAGAUCCUAUGGACCCUACUUGUUCUAAACUAACCCUCACCGGAAAGUUGUUGCAACUGGAUGAAGGAUCUGAGGAAGAGAAAGUAGCCAAAAAAGCUCUCUUCACUAAGCAUCCAGAGAUGAUGGAUUGGCCCAAGGGACAUGAGUUCAGUGUCUUCAAACUGGAGAUAAUGAAUAUAUUUCUGAUAAACUGGUACGGUGGAGCUAAAUCCAUCACUGUAGAUGAAUACCUUCGUUACAAGGAGACCAAAGUCGUCUGGAGCUGAGCAAAAGGUGAAGAAGAAGCAUAUCAUGAAACUUGUAUAUUGGUAACACAUUAAAAGUGUGUUCAACUCUUCUGUAAAUGACUGUUGUUCAUAGCCUUUCAAUUACUUUUAUGUGGACAUGAUGAAUAUAAAAGUAUUCAUAACUUACCACAAACCAAAUUCAAGAAAGUACAGUAUAUACAAAUAUAUUGCUGUGAAUAAAAUUUACAAGUUUCUUCUC
Molecule: messenger RNA, 1266 nt
Organism: Brassica napus (rape)
Lineage: Eukaryota; Viridiplantae; Streptophyta; Magnoliopsida; Brassicales; Brassicaceae
Product: protein CREG1-like
Exons: 6
Coding region: 423-1046 (207 amino acids)
Source: RefSeq, a predicted model, not a curated record